Messenger RNA from Trametes versicolor FP-101664 SS1, 7659 nucleotides. Its product is annotated as ARM repeat-containing protein. The transcript has 28 exons. Lineage: Eukaryota; Fungi; Basidiomycota; Agaricomycetes; Polyporales; Polyporaceae. The record is from RefSeq and is a predicted model, not a curated record. Gene Ontology annotation, molecular function: protein kinase regulator activity. Bases 1 to 7659 code for a protein of 2552 amino acids. Gene Ontology annotation, cellular component: cytosol. Gene Ontology annotation, biological process: regulation of translation; cellular response to amino acid starvation.
AUGAAGGACUGGCCGGGUGCAAUGCUCGCGGCACAGACAAGGCUAUUCACGAGCAGCACAAAAUCACGGAGGCAGUUUCUGCGGGAGGAGCUACUGGUUCUGGCAAAUCAUGGCGAUCUCAGUCUAUCGCAGAUCAUGGAUGUAUUCAAGCUUCUUACCUCUACCUACUCCCGAUACGUCGAUUCAGAAUCAAGAGCAGCUGUGGAAGAAGUGGGUACCGCACUCGUUCGCCGGGACGAGCUUCGAGGGACACCCCAGGGCGAAGCGGACGAGAGCAAGUUCGGCGUAACAGAACAGGUGCUGGGAUGGAUGUCGCAGGAGGUUGGACGAAUAGCUAAGCGACCCAGCUCUCAUGCUGCCGCAGACACGUUUGUACUGCUCAACUGGUGCUGUGGACUUUACGUCGCGUGCCUCGAUAGCAACCCAGAGUUCGCGGCGUCCCGCGCAUGGCAAGCACUCCUUGGCAUCACGGCUUUACUUGUGGAUAUGCUUCUCAGUCCAGUGACACCAACAAAGAAAUCGUUACAGAAGAGCGCUCUGGUCCGCACGCGACGUGCACUGCGCCAUAGGCCGGAGACUCUACCCGCCGUGAUGAAAACGUUGCUUAGCCUGGCUAAGACUGUUCCCUCACCCUUGACCUUGGUACCACUUCUGGGGAUCUCUAUCGACGUCACGCUACGGCUGAAGAACGUCAAAGAUGACAAGCUGAAGUCCGUGGACCCUGCAUUGAAGGACGAGAUCCUACAAUUGUACACGGGGUCCGUUCUUAUGUCAAGGACGCCGGUCUUGUCGCAUAUUGCAAGCGCACUGCAAGGCUUCUUUUCUUCCUCGGUCACCCCCGACGACUUUACGGGCACCAUCCUACCGACGAUGGAAAAGGCACUCUUGCGCUCCCCCGAAAUCUCCCUUAGCAUCAUCGCCGGAUUUCUACCAGCGUACUCGCACCCUGUGGAAGGUGACUCGUUCCGUAGACUGCUAACGCCCACGCUGAACAGCGCCAAGUCCACUAACGCCGUCGUGCGUGCCAACGCCAGCGCACUCUUCAAGAUCCUCAUGCAGCUGAACCACAGCGCCGCAGACCAGGAGCAUGCGACAACCGAGCUCUUGAGUCUACCGAAGUCCAGCAAAACCUCAGGGCCUGACCACAGGGUCGUCUUGUACACUAUGCUCGGCGUGGUUCCUCCCUCGCAAUCAGCCUCUUCGACGAUCUUGCAAACUGCCUUGCCUUUGCUGGCGAAGGAGACGCAUGACGCUGCAGUACUCGCCUUAGCCGCGUCCAUCACCCCUCAUCUAGCGUCUUGUCUUCGAUCGGACUCUGUUCUACCUGGGGACUCUGCUAGUGUCAUGGCGAAGGAGAUGACGAACACGAAGCCUGUGAUUCGGCGCGCUUUCUGCUCAUUGGUCGGCAAUGCAUUGUGGGAUCUUGGACAGCUCGACUCUACGACCUCUAUUGCUUUCGCAAAAGCUGUACUCCCUUCCUUCGAGGCGAAUCUGAAAGCUGUGGCCGCAAACCCUACUGGGGCCCCCGCCGGACCCCUAGAGGCGUAUAUCGCUACUGCGGUUCUGCUGGGACCUUUGUCGCGAUCACAACAAUUCGACGACGUCAUCUCGCACAAUGCCACCCUUCAAUCCGUCGCUGCUGCGAGCCCGAAGCCGUCAUUCCUUCUCUGGGACAAGGUGUAUCAGAAGCUCAACAGCGAGGAAGAGGAAAGGUGGUUGCUCCGUGCAGUGGAAGUGGUGCUACCCUUCUUCAAGGCGGAGAUCCUCCGUGAUGAGAAUGCGCGCACUCUUGCAGGUUCAGUCUUCUUGCAUCUAGCCAUUGAGAGCUCGUUACCGCAGAUCCGACGAUCGUCCAUUACCGCCAUCGAAUCGCUCUCUGCAUCACAACCUGAGCUCGUCGGCCUCUCGAUGCUCUCAGCUAUCUCGUCAUACCUCUCAAAGACACAAAUUGCACCUGCAAAGUCGACUGCCGCCAACGGCGAGGAAACAGAGACCCGCGCCAACAAGGAAAACCGUCUGCCUGCCCUCAUCUUGGCAUGUGGGGCAUUUGGUGAGGAGUGCUCUCUGGACGUAAAGGAGCGCCUGUUGCAGGAGUUUGUCCUCGUCGCGCAUCACCCAGGAUUCUCUGGCAGCCUGCGCCCGGUCUGGAUCGAACUGUGUCAGAAAGCCCGUCUCGACCCUAAUGAACUUGUGUCUGCCCACGCCGAUGCGUUGCUUACGAGGGUCCUCCAAGCGAUCGAUGUAGACAGCAAGCCUCUUCCGGGCUUCGUCCAAGCAGGUUACCGGGCUAUCACAACGCUGGCGUUCGUUGCGCCUGGCGCCGUCCUCCCUAAGGUCAUCGAUCAAGUCCGCUGCGAUCUCAAGGCCGAGAACACACAUGCAUUGACGGACGACGAUCUCGGCAUUUGGGCCACUCCCGAGGGACAGACUUACGUUGACGUCCUGGCAUCCAAGAAGGACGACGCCGUAGUCAAGAAGGGCAAGGGCUACAAGGAUGCGCAAUGGGAGGCUGAAGUCCGCAAGUCUCUUGCGAACAAGAAGGCGACUGCGACUGGUAUAUUGUCGAAGCAGGACCAGGCGCUCGUGCAGGCGCAGCUGGAGAAGGAGGCAGUCAUCCGCCAGCAAGUGAACACUACCAAGGCACGGAUUGAGCAAGGUCUGCAGCUGGUCCGAAGCCUCGUCGAGGCCCGCGUCGAGGAACUGCAUGGCUUUGUUUCAACAAUCGCCGCGUUGUUGCGCGAAGGCGCGUUCGGGAAGGCGGUGACACUCGUCGGACACGCGUCGUUUGAGACUUACCUGGUCCUUUCGGAAUGCUGCUCUGAUAGGCUAGAAGCGUAUCGCAAGUGGGUCGGAGUGGCUACUCUCCGCAGCUUUGAGAUGCCUGGUAUCCCAGAGGACUUUACACUCGAGCCAUUGAACUCUUUGAUCAUCCGUGUGCUGUACCGUCUGCGAACCCUUUCGGAGCAGACGCCCUUCGACGCCGCGACAUACUGCUACGCCGCUCCUCUUCUCAGCCAGAUUCUUCUGAAGGGAGGCAUCGCCCUUGCGGAGGAAGACGACCCUCUUGAGCAAAUUGCGAUCUCAUUGGACGUCAUCAAGUUCCACUCUGGGGAAUUCUCCGACCCUGCGUUCCCUCGGACCAAGACCGUCGAGGAUCUCAUUCAUGCAAUCAGGCAUCAACCGAAACUGGCGAAGGACGCGUCAUCAAUACUUAUCGACGUCGGCCAGUCUAUGCAAGGAAAUGCAACGAGAGUCGAGAUCUCAUCGCUCUUGCGGGGAACUCUGUAUCAAGAAGUUUAUGUUCGGACUUCGUGUCUCCAAGCUCUGCAGCCAUUCGACUUGACCGAGUUGGAUUGGUCUGCCGAGCUGUGGAUCGCGUGUCACGACGAAGACGACCAGAACGCCCGUUUGUCUGUUCAUGUUUGGGAAGACAAUGGACUGGACGUUCCGGAGAACUUUCUGAAAGACCUCCUACCUUUCCUCGCGCACGACAACGCUUACGUUCGCUUUUGUACCGCGUCUGCAUUGGCGGAAGCCGUGAUCGAAUAUUGGCCUGCCUCGAUCAGUUCAGUGCUAUCGACGCUGCAAGACUUCUAUCGCGAGAAGGCCAAGGUCCUCGCCCCCGAAUUUGACCAGUAUGGUAUGCUCAUCGCACAAAGCGUCGACCGGACAGAUCCUUGGCCAGCCAGAGUCGCCGUCGCGCGCGCUUUCCAGCUUCUCGCGCCAGCGUUCACCCCGCAGGACGUGGAGCCGUUCUUCAAGUUCCUUAUCCACGAUCAAGCACUGGGUGACCGUCAUCCGGAUGUUCGCCGUGGCAUGCUGAACUGCGGCACCGCCAUCAUUGACCAGCAUGGUUCAUCUCGCCUUGCCGAGCUCAUCUCCAUGUUCGAGGAAGAGCUCGCGAGCGCAGGCGCUGGUACCGAGACUUCAGACCAGAUCAAAGAAGCCGUCGUCAUUCUCUUCGGGCGGGUGGCGAGGCAUCUCGACCCGUCUGACCCCCGUCUCCCUAGCAUCGUCGAGAGGCUGGUCGGCGCUUUGAAGACUCCCGCUGAGCAGGUGCAGAUGGCUGUGUCGGACUGCUUGUCACCUCUGGUCAAAAUCACGAAGUCACCGCCUGGGCAGUUGAUCGACCGCCUGAUGAACGAGUUGUGCGACUCCCCUUCCUACGCCGCACGGCGUGGAGCCGCAUACGGUCUUGCUGGUGUAGUGAAGGGUCUCGGAAUCUCUGCCAUCAAGGAACACGACCUCAUCGACCGCCUGAAGGCCGCCGCGGAGGACAAGAAGCGGUUCGAGCCUCGCCAGGGCGCGUUAUUCGCCUUCGAGACCUUCUCCAGCAUCCUGGGACGGUUGUUCGAGCCCUACAUCAUCCACAUCCUCCCCUUGCUUCUCACCGCAUUCGGCGACGGCACUCCAGAUGUGCGGGAGGCCGCUCAAGACACAGCCAGGGUUAUCAUGGCCAACAUGUCCGGAUAUGGUUUGAAGACUAUCCUUCCCUCCCUGCUCGAGGGUCUCGACGAGAAGCAAUGGCGGACGAAGAAGGGCUCGAUCGAGCUUCUCGGCAUGAUGGCGUACUGCGCGCCGAAACAACUCUCCCAGUCCUUGCCAAUCGUCAUCCCGCGACUCACUGGUGUCUUAACCGACUCGCACGCGCAGGUUCGCGCUGCCGCGAACAAGUCCUUGAAACAGUUCGGCGAGGUCAUCAGCAACCCAGAGAUCCAGUCCUUGGUGCCCAUCUUCUUGAAGGCAAUGGUGGACCCUGCGAAGACGCCGAAUGCGCUUACGGCUCUCCUCAAGACGUCUUUCAUGCAUUACAUCGACCACUCCUCUCUUGCUCUGGUUAUCCCCAUUAUCGAGCGCGGCCUACGGGAACGAGGGGCCGAGACGAAGAAGAAGGCUGCGCAAAUCGUAGGCAACCUUGCGUCGCUCACAGACUCGAAAGACUUCGUCCCCUACCUUUCGCGUAUCCUCCCGAUGGUCCACGUCGUCUUGGCGGAUCCCGUCCCCGAGGCACGAGCUACAGCGGCAAAGGCGUUGGGUACACUCGUCGAGCGACUAGGCGAAGUGCACUUCCCCGACUUGGUGCCGGGCUUGCUUCGCACUCUCAAGACAGACACCUCUGGCGUCGACCGCCAAGGCGCUGCUCAGGGUCUCAGUGAGGUGCUGGCCGGUCUUGGAAUGGAGCGCAUGGAGGGCCUUCUGCCGGACAUCAUCACGAACGCCCAGUCCCCUCGCAGCACCGUCAGAGAAGGCUUCAUGUCCCUGCUGGUCUUCCUCCCUGCGACGUUCGGUACCCGUUUCCAGCCGCAUCUUCCCAAGAUCAUACCGCCGAUCUUGAACGGUCUCUCGGACUCUGAAGACUACGUUCGCGAUGCUGCGAUGCGCGCAGGUCGUAUGAUGGUGACCAACUACUCGAACAAGGCGAUCGAUCUGUUACUACCGGAGCUGGAGCGUGGCAUGUUCGACUCCGGGUGGCGCAUCAGGCAAUCAUCUAUCACUUUGGUCGGAGAGCUGCUGUUCAAGGUAUCAGGCAUCAGCGGGAAGGCAGAGAUCGAAGACGAAGACGAGGUUGUGGUCGAAACUACCAUGGCUGAGUCGUCGCGAAAGGCUCUCGUCGACGUUCUCGGUCUCGAGAGACGGGACCGCAUUCUUGGAGCCCUCUAUCUCGCCCGCCAAGAUGCUGUCAACGUCGUUCGCCAAUCAUCCAUCCACAUCUGGAAAGCGUUGGUACACAACACGCCCCGCACAGUGCGCGAGAUCCUCCCCGAGCUCACCAACCAAAUCAUCUUCCUGCUCACCAGCGACGAGUUGGAUCAGCAGGAGACCGCGGCUCGCACUGUCACUGACCUCUGUCGCAAGUCUGGCGAGAAGAUGUUGUCUGAACUCAUCGUCAUUCUGCGCACAACGUCAAACUCUUCGGAUUCCCGCAAGCGUGAAGGCGUCUGCUUGAUGCUAUGCGAGCUGAUGGAGAGUACUACCGAUGCUCAAAGGGAUGGUCAGGAGGAUGACAUCAUCGUCAUGGUCCGCACGUCGCUUGUCGAUGAUGACGCCAACGUACGUGCGGCGGCAGCGAAAGCGUUCGACAUUUUGCAAGAGCACAUCGGUGCCCGGGCCAUCGACGAGACCAUACCUACGCUCUUGGAGGCCCUUCGCCAGCCUGGUCAGAGCUCUGGCACCGCACUGCAAGCCCUGAGGGAAGUCAUGUCUGUUCGGGCGUCGACCGUGUUCCCUAUCCUUCUACCCACACUCACCGCCAUUCCGAUGUCAGCGUUCAACGCGCGGGCUAUCGCAUCUCUCGUUACUGUAGCUGGAAACGCUCUGAGCCGACGCCUUACCGUGGUCCUGAACGCCCUCGUGAGGGCAUAUGAAAGUAAGGAGAUCGAAGAGGAUGAAGAGCUGAAGUCUGCGGUCGACGAAGCAAUUCAUGCCUCGAUGGCAUCCAUCUGCGAUCCUGAAGGUCUCAACACGUUGAUGUUAUUGCUCAUGGGAUGGGCCAAGAACGAUUCCGUAAGACGUCGUGUCAGCGCCUGCCAGCUCUUCACGUUCUUCUGCGAGGAUUCCGAGCUCGACCCUUCGCUCUAUCGGAUAGACUGGAUCCGCCAACUUGUCACGCUCCUCGACGACCGGGAAGUGUCUGUGCACACUGCCGCGUGGGCCUCUCUGGACGCGUUUGUGAAGUCUACUCCGAAGGACGAGUUGGAAUCCUUGGUCGUACCGCUUCGUCGCACGAUUGAGAGUACUGGCGCCCCGGGAACCUACGUCCCUGGCUUCAGCCUACCGAAGGGCAUUGCGCCCAUGGUGCCCAUCGUCAUUGCGGGCCUUACGACAGGCAGCAACGAACAACGCGAGCAAGCCGCGUACGCUAUCAGCGAUCUGGUGGAGAGGACGGAGGAGACCGCGAUGAAGCCCUUCGUUGUACCCUUCACUGGCCCUCUCAUCCGUGUCGCGACGCAGGCGACGACAUAUCCCCCAGGUGUCAAGACUGCCCUUCUCACUGCACUCACGACGAUGCUCGAGCGUAUCCCCACCUUCGUCAAGCCCUUCUUCCCUCAACUGCAACGCACUUUCGUCAAGAGCGCGAGUGACGCCUCCAGCUUGGCGGUGCGGACGAACGCGGCGCACGCGCUCGGUGUCUUGAUGAAGAACCAGCCUCGUGUAGACCCCGUCAUCACGGAGCUGCUCACUGGUGUACGGAGUAACGAGGACUCCAUCGCCGCAAGCUUGGUCCUUGCGCUAGCUCGCGUCGUCCGGAGUGCGGGAUCUAACGUCGGAGAGAAGGCCCGGGAAGCUUGUGCUGAGCUCAUCACCGAGUCGUUCAAGGAUCAACACGAAGAACCGUACUACCGAUCUACGGGCGCACUGUUCGCAUCUCUUUCUUUCUUCCCCGACGUUGUCAAGCCGAUCGUCACCGCGUAUCUGCUGGCAGGCACUCCGCAGUCCGUGCUCUCGUCGCACUGCAUACUUGCAGUAGUCUCCCCCGACGAUGACGACGACGAACAGGAGGGUCCCAACGCCUUCCAGAAGCUUGGUAUUCUCCGCUCCGUCGCGCAGAAGGCGCAAGAGAGCGCAGUGAACGAGAAACCCUCUAUCGCCCGCCCUGCCCGCGAAGCGAGGGACGCGCUAAAAGCGUCCGGAGAUGACGCACUGCACGGACUGUUCUGA